AUAAGACCCCAUUCAUUUGUUUUUCUAAAGCUUCGACUUUAAGUUGUGCGUCUGGUACAGGUGGGUACACUGACCGGAACUGACGUCAUUGUACGGUUGAUUGAAACAGACAACACCGCUGAAAUGCGUGAGAAACCGGCAAACGAAAAGAUGGCAGCUGUAUCUAUGAAUCCACUUUGGACAUCGCCAUCUUCUUUGCUGCUCUUUUCGACGACGUUUUUAUUUUGGACUAUAAGGAUAUUGGCCACUGCUUUGGAUUGCAACUACGAUCAACAGUUCCAUGUCUAUAGAGAAGAUGAUGGCGACGUUUUCACUAACCCUUGUCAGUACGUCGAGCCGAAUAAUCAGCGCCACUGUUACGACAACUGCUCGGGGAUGGAAGCAAAUUUUGUGGGGAAGUUUACGUUCGAUGGUGGUGUGGAGCAGUGUGCUUGUAAGUGUCGUCAGAGCACGCACGUAUUCGACGUCGACAGACAGGUGUGCAACAACACGGAGCUAGCCACAGGUUACAGUCAGACACAGUGUUACGUGACGGUUGGAGAUGCUCUCUAUGAGACGCUUGAGAUCCCAGCAGGCCAGUCGUCAGUUUUCCUCCAGCCCAGGACCGCCUUACGUCUGAGCGGUAACCUCCUGACACAGGCGGGGGCAUGUCAGGUCACAAACGAGCUGUACUUGGACAGAACCGGCGUGUGGCCGCUGGGCUACAUCUUCAGCUACAGCGGGGCCGGUGGACCGUUCUUCAGACUGAGCGCACGUUCAGAUGGAUACAUGUACAUUAAGUGGAGGGGCCCCGCCCACCUGUCCCCCUGUGUGGACGGACUGAUCAUACAGUUGGACAUAUCGUGUAACUCCAGCCCUCCGACUUGUGUUAGGUUCAAGUUGGAUGGUACGGCGGCGUAUAGCUACCAGUCGGGAACACCUCCCUGUAACUUCGGAACUGGAUCCGGAUCCGGCCUAGGUCCGAUGUCUGUCACUCACCCAAUAUCAGUUAUGACCAGCCCUACUGUAGCGACUCAAACACCAUCACCAGUAACUCAAACAUCAUCGCCGCCAGCGUCAUCAAGUAAUCUAGCGAUGAUAAUUGGUGUUGCUGUGGGUGUGGUCCUGGCGCUAGCAGUAAUAGGUGCCAGUAUCGCAUUCCUGUUCUACAGGGCCGGGAAAGUUGCAGGGAGACAACGGAGCACAAUGAGAACUAAUCUGCCCGCUAGUGCCAGGAAGAAAAGCGGCGUAGCGAACCCCGCCUACUCAUCGCAGAAGGGCGCGAACGUCCCCCCGCCUGUCCCGCCGCGUCCGGGCGAAGAACCUCACUACUACAGCUCCGCCGAUCCCGAGGACAUCUACAUGGAGCUGGACGGAACACAGCAGCGGAGCCUGUAUAGAAAAGACACAUCGCAAGGUGGCGCGUAUACAUCGCUGAACGCAGAUUUACGGGCAGAGAAAGACAAGGGGGACGCCAGUAAAGGCGAUCCUGAGCCGCCCGCGCCACCGCCGGUCGGGUCUAUACCAGGAUACGAGGGUGUGUAUGUGGAACCACAGCCAGAGAAGACAGAUCCAGCCAAUGAUACAGACUAUGAAGGCUACAUCAUGCCAGAGUCAGAAGGAAAUGGCUACAUAGACCUGAACGGAGGGUCUUCGAACUUAUGAUAAAAGCUUUUAUUUUGGCGUCUUUCAAUUAAGAUGAUAAACUAAAAAAAAACAGGGCAACUGACUUUCAUCGUCAUGGAUCUUAAUAUAUUGUUAUGAUUUACUUAUUAUGUAUCAUUUAAAAUGUUACGAUAUCGAAGCCUUUGGCAUAUAUUCUGGUGAAUGGAUAGUGGAUUUGAUAUAAUAUUACAUGCAUUACUGUGUAUAUUCAAACGAACAUGUAGUAUUAAUAUUGGUGAGUGAGUUACUUGACAUCACCUGAAAGGGUCAAUGUCAUAACUGUUAUAUAUAUAAACAAACCAUAUAAUUAUAUAAAUGUUAAUUCUAUAAUGAUGUAUCGACAAUCUGUUUCAUCUUGUUUUGUUCCAUAUGAAAUGUAUACAACUGAACAAAUGAUUUUGCUGAAGCCA
This is a messenger RNA of Branchiostoma floridae (Florida lancelet), 2054 nucleotides long. RefSeq lists its product as uncharacterized. The coding region runs from base 124 to 1644 and encodes 506 amino acids. The transcript has 8 exons. The record is from RefSeq and is a predicted model, not a curated record. NCBI's taxonomy places the organism in Eukaryota, Metazoa, Chordata, Leptocardii, Amphioxiformes, Branchiostomatidae.